Molecule: messenger RNA, 609 nt
Organism: Rotaria sp. Silwood2
Lineage: Eukaryota; Metazoa; Rotifera; Eurotatoria; Philodinida; Philodinidae
Source: the annotation of a GenBank genome assembly
AUGCCUUGUCGAUCUCAAAAAGUUUUAUGUAACAAAAAAAAACCAAAUUCAUCAAUUACAGGAACAGAUCAAUUAAUACAAUUGAAUAUGAAUGCAUGUAAUCAAACACAACCUAAUAUAAUUUCUCAUUUGGAAUCAAUUGGUAAUUUAAUAAUCAAUGAAUUAACAGGAUCAGAACGUAAUCGUUUAAAACAACAAUUACUUACAUCUUGUAUUUCAAAUACAAAAACAAUUCAGAAUUUACCAUUAUCUUCAUCAAAAGCAAGUUUAAAACAAGUAUUAACUGAUUUACAUACAUAUGAUUGUCAUAGUCAACGACAAUAUCGUACGAUUGGUACAGGUGACAAUGAUAUAAAUAUAAGUACAUCAACAACAAAUAUCAAUCAAUUAGAUAUAACACCAACACAAAAUAAUAAAACAAAUAUAUUAAAUGAUGAAACUCAAUUAUUAACAGCAAUAAAACGUAAAAGAAGACAAACUAAUCAUCUAAAUUUAUUUCAAAUAAAUGAACCGAAGAAUACACCAAAUAUAGUAACACGAACUAUAUGUACAAGAAGUUCGAAAUUGAAUAAUUUAAAUAAUAAUCGAGAACAAUCUAAUUCUGGUUAG